AUGACAAGGGGGGUAGUUGCAUGUAAGAAACGAUGGUAUAAGAUCAACAAGGCUAUUGCACAAUUUGCUGGUUGCUACGAUCAAGCUAGUCGAAACAUAAGGAGUGGUUCAAACGCUGAUGAAAUAAAGGAGUUGGCUUAUAAACUUUAUUCCACAAAUUAUGGUCAAAAAUUUACUUUUGAGAGGCAUUGGAACAUGCUUCGGUUGGAGCAAAAAUGGAGAAGCCAACUACCUACACAGAGUGGCGGCUCAAAGAGAACCAAGGUUAGUGUAACUGGAGCAUACUCAUCCUCAUCAAACCCAGAAACACUGUUGGCUGACGAACCCGUUGUGGACUCUCCCGUUCGCCCACAAGGAUUGAAGAAGAGCAAGCGAAAAGGUAAGGGAAAAGCACAGAUGUCUGAAGAUUUUAGUGAAAGAAAAUCAUCGGUUGUCAAAAAAUUAUCUCUCAUGGAAGAUAUUAAGAAUGUUAGAGAAAAGGAACUAAUGGAUAGGGAAAAAGAAAGAGAAGAGGAGAAGGAACAUAGAGCAAAGAUUAUGGCAAUCAAAGAGAAGGAGUUACAAAUUCAAGCGGCAAUGGAAGAACAAGAAUUACAAGCUCAAUUUGUUUUAUUUACUUCUGAUGUAAGUUUUUAA
Messenger RNA from Arachis ipaensis, 636 nucleotides. Its product is annotated as glutathione S-transferase T2-like. NCBI's taxonomy places the organism in Eukaryota, Viridiplantae, Streptophyta, Magnoliopsida, Fabales, Fabaceae. The record is from RefSeq and is a predicted model, not a curated record.